Messenger RNA from Meloidogyne enterolobii, 1226 nucleotides. NCBI's taxonomy places the organism in Eukaryota, Metazoa, Nematoda, Chromadorea, Rhabditida, Meloidogynidae. The record is from the annotation of a GenBank genome assembly.
UAUUUUCAUCGCCAAGCCGUUUCAUUAUUUUUUUAUUUUUUCCUUUUAUUUUUUUCUUAAUUUUCUACAGGAUGCCGAAAGCAAGCAAACGAAAAUUUAAUCCAGCUGUCAGAAAUGUUCCAACUUUUAAAAAGAAAAAAAUUAAAGUUGGUCGGCAUUUGCCUCAUUUAAAUUCAACAAAUACCGAAAUUAAAUCUAAAAAAAUUAUUCUUACUGAACAAAAUGUUGUUAAUGAAUUAAAUACUUCUGUUUAUGACAAAAAUGAUGGAAAACCUCAAAUUAAAUCUAUUGAUGUUAUUAUUUCUCAACUUUCACAUCACAAUGAAAAUAUGAGUAGAACAGCUAUUUGUGGUGUUCGAAAUUAUUUUAAAAACAAUUUGAACGAAUUGCUUCGUCAUUUACAUAAAAUUAUUGUUAGAAUUGGUCCAUUAAUGUUAAAAGAACUUAAUCAAAAAAGUACAAAAAUUGAAUUUAAUUGCUUAAUUGACCAAAUUUGUUCUCUUCCUUCAGAUGUUUUAAAUUCUCAUUUUCAACUUUUUUCUGCUUAUGUUCUCACAGCUAUUUUGGAUGCUAGAAGAAAUAUUCGACAAAUGGCUUUCAACAUUUUAAUUUUACUUUUUAAAAGAUAUCCAAAAUUGUGUUAUCAAAAGGAGGAAAUAUUUGAAAAAUUUUUGUUGGUUUUGGAUGGACCUAGAAGACCGACAGAUGACAGGUUUUUUAGUUUUAUUAGGAAAGAACUUUUGGAUGCCGUUUAUUUAUUUCUUGUCACAUUCUCCACUUUCUCUGAGAAUUCUUUAAUUUGGCCUGAACGCGAAUUAAAAAUUGAUUUUUCUUGCAAAGACCAAACAAAUUCAACCGUUAAAUUGUUACCAAAUCCAAAUUGUUUUGAUUUUCCUGUUUUAUAUAACAAAACUGAUACAAAAACAUCUUUCUUGCAAAAAUCUGAUUCACUUCUUUAUUGUUGUAAAGUUAUUUGUCCACUUCUUUUGUCUAUAAUUUAUGAAAUGGAAUGUGAAUCUGACAAAUUAGUUAAUCCAAUAAUGUCAAGAAUUUAUUUAACUUUAAAUAAAUUAAUUGAUAUUGUCAUUAUUUUUAUUGAAAACAAUCAGAAGGAAAAUAAUAUUAGAGAUGAAUUAAAAAAUAUAUUUGCUCCUUUGAAGAAAUGUUCUUUUAUUAUUAAGAGCAAAAAGUUGUUGAAAAGAUUGGAUUUGAUAUUGAAAAUUUAA